Camellia sinensis is the source of this 1704-nucleotide messenger RNA. Lineage: Eukaryota; Viridiplantae; Streptophyta; Magnoliopsida; Ericales; Theaceae. The record is from RefSeq and is a predicted model, not a curated record.
AUGUCAAGGUUUGAUAAAAUGGAAGACAACACUGAGCAACACAAGAAUAACAUUAUAUAUGAACUAGUUGAUGAUGACGGUAAUGAUGGUGAGUAUAAUAUUCAUAAUGAAGAUGAUAUCGUCAAUUCUAAUAAUAUUCCAACUGAAAGAGAUAUUAAGCGUCUAGAUGAAUUAACUGAAAAUGAUGUGUUUGAAAUGACAUUUGAUUCAGAAGAAAACGGAGAAAGAUUUUAUAAUUCGUAUGCUAAGGUGAAAGGUUUUAGUAUUCGAAGGGAUCAAUUGUAUAAGGACAAGAAUAAUAUGGUUAUAUCAAGGAGUUGGGUAUGUUCAAAAGAAGGAUAUAGACAAUCCAAAUACCUUGAGGUUGAAGAACGUAAAAGAGAACCAAAACAAUUAACUAGAGUUGGUUGUCGUGCUUGUUUUCGUAUCAAAUACAAUCGGAGUACUUCCAAAUAUGAAGUGAAUGAAUUUUUCAAGGAGCACAAUCAUUCCAUGAUAGGGCCUCUUGGUGUUCAAUUUCUUCGCUCACACCGGAAUGUUACGAGUGCCGACAAGGCACAAGGCAAUGCAAUGCAUCAUGUUGGUAUGAGGACAAGUCACAUUAUGGACUUUGCUGCACAACAAGCAGGUGGUUAUGAGAAUGUUGGGUUCAUACAGAAGGACAUGUACAACCAUUUUGGGACUGAGCGUAGAGUGCAAGUUGUCGAUGGUGACACAAAAGGUGCUUUGGCUUACUUUUGUGGUAAAGAAGAGCAAGAUCCAAUGUUUUAUUAUAAAUAUGAUGUAGAUGAAGAAAAUCGAUUAAAUAAUUUGUUUUGGACUGAUGGUGGAUCUCGAACAGAUUAUCUGUAUUUUGGUGAUGUGUUGAUGUUUGAUACUACGUAUCGGACAAAUGCGUACAACAAACCUUUUGUGAUACUACAAGCUUUCGAGACAGUAGAGACAUACAUAUGGGUGUUAGAGAAAUUUCUUGAUGCGAUGGAUCACAAGAUGCCUCUGUCCGUAAUCACUGACGGGGAUAAGGCCAUGUGUAGAGCAAUCAAAACAGUUAUGCCUACUGCUCGACAUCGAUUAUGUAAAUGGCAUUUUAAAAUGAAUGCUCUUUCCAAUAUCCACAUAGAGGGAUUUCUUCAUAGCUUUGAAAAAUGCAUGUCAAUGCAAUGUACACAAGAAAUGUUUGAAUUAGAGUGGAAGAACCUUGUAGACAAGUAUGGCCUUCAUAAUAACAAGUGGAUUGCAGAUGUAUAUUGCAAGCGUACUUUAUGGGCUGAAGGAUACCUCCAUGGACAUUUCUUUGCUGGUGCAAAAAGCACGCAACGUUGUGAGAGUAUGAAUGCAUUUUUGAAUCGAUUCCUAAAGGUGCGCCUAAGGCUCUUUGAAUUUGUAAGGGCAUAUGAUAGAGCACUUGCAAGACUUCGCCAUAACGAAGCUAAGGCACAAUCCGAAACUGAGAAUACCACUCCUAUUCUUUCUACAGGAAAUGGAACAAAAGGAAAAACCAAUGUUGAAGGGACAUGUUUACAUUUUGGUGUUGGUGAUCCUCCCUUUACAAAGACGAAGGGAAAUCGUUCUGUUGCAAAUGAUAAGUUUUCAAAGUCAAGAAAAUGUGGUCAUUGCAGAAACAAAGUAGUCAACGAGUUUUACAUAUUAAACGGUUCAGAUUAUCGAAACAGAACUUAUAAUGGACCCUCAUGGGCCCAAUAA